Messenger RNA from Podarcis muralis (Common wall lizard), 4760 nucleotides. RefSeq names its product myosin light chain kinase 2 (gene MYLK2). The record is from RefSeq and is a predicted model, not a curated record. Gene Ontology annotation, biological process: protein phosphorylation. Lineage: Eukaryota; Metazoa; Chordata; Lepidosauria; Squamata; Lacertidae. Gene Ontology annotation, molecular function: ATP binding; protein kinase activity.
GAGAGCGCCGGGCAGCAGAAUGGAGUGUCCUUUGAACGGAAGCCAGAGGGAACAGGUGGCCCCGCAGAGCAGAGCGCAGCAGGCUCAUAACUGCCAGAGUUCUGGGGUAAAAGAUACUCCUCUCUCCCCACGCUUAAUCCAGCUCGGUUACGCAGAGUAUAGAAGGCGGGCAGCUCUGUCCCACUUUUAAUCCAGCGCUGGCGGCCGUCGGCAACGGCGACGAAGCUGAGCUGAAGGCCGAGGAGGGAACCCCAGGUCUGGACGCCUCUGCCAAACACCCAGCGUCUGAGGAGGCUCCCCUGGGAGGAGAGCAGAGGAUGGAGAAGGAGGGAGGGUCUUGCAGCACCCCCAGCACAGAAGGGGGAGCAGAGGCGCCUGCCGUGGGCCUGGGGGAGCCGAGAGAAGCAGCGGAAGCCGGGCCUGAAGAGCCAAGCCAGGAGGUGAAAGGGGAAGGGGGAGCAGGGCAGGAUGCGGCCAAGGCAGUGGAAGAGAGCCAUACACCAAGCCAAGCCGCCGUGGCAGGAGGGGAAGGGAGCCACGAAAGCCCACCAAGCUCCCAGCAGAAGCACCUUGAACUUCAGCAGAGCCUCAGCUGCCCAGCACACCUGCCCAGCCUAGCAGAUAUUCCGGAAGAGGCUCCGGCUGACCUCAAGGAGCCGACUCCUCAGGAACCGGCGGCUCCCACCCACAAAGCAGACCCGCCACCCCCUGGGGAAGCCAAGGAGGCCCCCCCUGAUUCGGCGCAAACCCCAGCGGCGGCAGAGCAACUGGGCCCAGCGGAUCAAGGAGAAAGGACCUUGGCCGAACCCGCUCCCUUAGCCCCAGGGGCCACAACUCAGGAUGCUGGUGAGCCCAGUGUUUCCGCAGCGCAGCCGCCGUCGGAAGGAAGUGAGACCGCGGCAACCCCUGCAGAGGUUCCGGAUACCCCAACCAGCCCAUACCUCACUCCGGACUUUGGCAAAGAGGACCCGUCCCUGAUUUUGGAUGACACUCCUCCUCCACCUGCUCCCUUCACCCAUCGCAUUGUCCAGUUGAGAACGGCGGAGUUCAAAGACACCUACAGCAUCAACACCAAGGAGAUGCUGGGAGGGGGGAAGUUUGGAGAAGUCCGUACAUGUGCAGUGAAGGAGACGGGCCUCAAGCUGGCCGUGAAAAUUAUUAAGAAGCAGGGGCCGAAAGACAGGGAAGCGGCCGAGGUGGAAAUCGACGUGAUGAAUCAGCUGAACCACCGGAACCUGAUCCAGCUAUAUGACGCCAUCGAGACUCCAAAGGACAUCAUGCUCUUCAUGGAGUUUGUGGAGGGCGGCGAGCUCUUUGAGCGGAUCAUCGACGAGGAUUACCAGCUGACGGAGGUGGACUGCAUGGUCUUUGUGCGCCAGAUCUGCGACGGGAUCCUCUUCAUGCACCACAUGAGUGUUCUCCACCUGGACCUCAAGCCGGAGAACAUCCUGUGUGUGACCUCGACCGGCCACAUGGUGAAGAUAAUUGAUUUUGGACUCGCCCGAAGGUACAACCCCAGAGAGAAGCUGAAAGUGAACUUUGGCACCCCCGAGUUCCUGUCUCCGGAGGUGGUCAGCUACGAACAAGUCUCCUACACAACGGAUAUGUGGAGCAUGGGGGUGAUCACCUACAUGCUGCUGAGCGGACUCUCCCCUUUCCUGGGCGACAACGACACGGAAACCCUCAACAACGUCCUGGCAGCCAACUGGUAUUUUGAUGAGGAAGCUUUUGAGGGCAUCUCCGAAGAAGCCAAGGACUUUGUCUCCAACUUGAUUAUCAAGAACAAAAGUGGACGCCUGAGUGCCGCCCAGUGCCUGCAACACCCCUGGCUCAACAACUUGGGAGAGAAAGCCAAGCGGGUCAAUCGGCGGCUGAAAUCCCAGGUCCUGCUCCGAAAAUACGUGAUGAAGAGGCGAUGGAAGAAAAACUUCAUCGGCGUCUGUGCUGCGAACCGGUUCAAGAAGAUCACCAGCGCGGGAUCUCUGACCGCGAUGGGCGUCUGAGUGGCGGGGCUGGAAGCGGGCAGAAUCGAGCGACACGUGGAUGGAAAGGGGGCAGGGGGAACUCCCGACGGGAAGCUUGAACUGCGUUGCUCUCCUGGUGCCCCACAUCUCAGGGACUUGCUUGGGCAAGAGGAUCGGGGCCUGCCCCAGAGCUGGCUCCUUCCCAGAGAGCUGGGGGCAAGAAGCCGGUGGACGCCGGCCUGGAACUUUUUAGUAGGGAAGCUCCCUCUAUGUGUAUGAUAUUUGCUCUCUCUGAUAGCAUCCCCAUAUUCCUGCGCAGUUGCCACUAAGCCAAUCUUCCCUACCUCUCCAUAUUGUCUGACUUGAGCAACGUCCUCCUGUUUAGUGGCUAUUCUGCUACCUCUCCCUCUUGGACUCCACGCUCCACACAAACCCAGCUUCCUAGAUGCCCUGCUGCUCUUGGACUGCUGCUAAGGACCUCGCCCGACAUACGUCUGACCGUUUGCUGCUUUCAAGGGACCUUCCGAAACCACUGCAGCCAACUGCAUCUCCUUACCUUUGCUAUGCCUUGUUUUUUGCCUCCGAUUCCACGUGCAAACUUUAAGGGAACUGGUUUCUGGGAUGACUGCGGCUUGGCUGAACUGCAGUCUCCCCGCUGUGCCCAUCCUCUCCCCAGCGGCCCGGACUGGUUCUGUAACCUUCCCCAGCAAACCAAAAUCUUGCCCCACAGUGCUGGGGAGAGCAUCUUCCCAAGUCCCCAAGAUUGUGCAUACAGGGCGUGUUGGAUCGCCCCCAACCCUUGACUGAGAAAGACGGCUCCCAAACCUUUGCUAUAAGGAUUUUGCCAGGCUGCCAACCCUGUGCCCGUCUCCUUCUGCAGAACGGCUUCUCGGCUUCCAGUCUGCUUGCGCCACCCACAAACCGCUCGCUGCCUUGGCACCCCCGAGACGUCUCUGCUCUGACUUUUUGCACAGAAGUUGCGCCUCACGACCCUGCUUAGGAAGGCCUUGUCCCCCUGCGUGCUCUUGGAGCAUAGCUGUCAACUUUCCCCUUUUCUUGCGAGGAAUCCUAUUCGGAAUAAGUGACUUUCCCUUAAAAAAAGGAAAAAUUUGACAGCUAUGUCUUGGAGUUAGCCGAGGUUCGCAGCGUUUCUCAACCUCGGGUCCCCAGAUGUUGUUGGACUACAACUCCCAUCAUCCCUGAGCUCUGGCCUUGCUAGCUAGGGAUGAUGGGAGUUGUAGUCCAACAACAUCUGGGGACCCAAGGUUGAGAAAGACUGCGUGACGGUCUAGCGCAAGCAAUGCCUCAUCCCCACAAGGGCAGCCUUGCAGAUCCCCCCCAGCAAAAAAACCACACACCAAAAACAACCCCAAGGACUUGAACCCCACUGCGCCAGGGACGGCUGUGGGAAGCUGAUAAUGCGGACAGGAAACUGCCUUUUCCGGCCUGCGCACUCAGAGAUCCUCUAGGCUCUGGGCGGGCAGGAAGCGAACAGCCGGCAUUCCAGGAGGAGCAUCCCCAGAUGGGCAGCUGGUCCAGAGGAGGCGGCGGAGGAGAAUAAGAAGACAGCAUUGUGCAAACCACUUUGUGCUAACCUCUUUGCCCUCCUGCGCUGCCGAAGGGUCUGGAAGGGGAACGGGGAGGAGUGGAAGGGGAAGGGGAGAGCAAGGCUCUUGCAUCCCACCCCCCACCCCCAGAGGAAGAGGGGAAGGAGCUGGACUAAUGAAGACCAUCUGGGCUGGGCUGGCCUGGCCACGGCCGCCUCCUCGCCCAUCUGAAAGGGCUGCUUCAGAGCCGGCCACCAACAGAGAGGAGUGCUCCAAGUGUGCCUGUUGAGUGUUUGUGCACACAUCGGAGAUCUCCUCCAUUAGCCCAGGGUCACUCCCCUGUAGAUCCCGGGAAACUGGCCUCAAAUGGAACUGCAGGCCAAAGCCGAGUGUGUUUUUGCAAAACCUCUUUUAUUUAAACUUCCCUCCAACUCCCCCUUAGGUUAAUGACCCAGAAUAACCCGGGGAAACGUAGUUCCGUGGAAGGGUGUGGAGGAAGCAGGGGUGUUAACAAGAGUUUGAUUGUGGCUUUUAGUUCCUGCAGCACUUGGUGUGCUUUGGGAAUCCUCACUACAUGUGCCUUUCCCGCAGCCGAGCCAGGUAGGUCACUCAUGAGCCCAUUUUCCUGAUGGGCAAGCUGAGGACAGAAGGAACCAGUACAAGGGAUGUGGACUGCCACUGAAAGGAGAAACCUGGAGUCUCUCCCAUCUCCUGGUAACAUGUGCAGGCUGCCGCAACUUGGCACCUGCCAGAUGUUCUGGACUACAACUCCCAAAAACAUGGCCCAGCAUGUCUGCUGGCCAGGGAUGGUGUUGGAAGGGCAGUAGCCCAGUGGCAGAACACCGGUCCCAGGUUCAAAUCCUGACAUCUCCAGGUAGGGCCAGGAAAACGCCCCACCUGAAGCCCUUGGAGGGCUGCUGCAAGUCAGUGUAAGCAAUGCUCAGCUGAAUGGACCCGUGAGUCUGACUUGGAAUCAUGCGACAUCAUAUUUUCCGAUGUGAUGGAAGGGGGUGGACCCUGGUUCCGGGAGGUUUUUAAGCAGAGAUUGGAUGCCCAUCUGCCAUGGAAUCUUGAGUUGAGAGAAGGCUGAUAUAGAAGACAAAGUCUGAGAUUGGACAAGUUUCCCCAACUGUGCUGGGUCUGGAGGUUAACCCGAGCAAUGCGGUCCAGGUCCGGUCCCGAAUCCAAGGAUUCCACAAGGAGUCAGUCCAACAGGGUCAAGGCAGGAAACCAGGCUAAGUCAGGCACA